UUGCUCAAAUGUUUUGCCUAAUGAAUAAACCACCAUUUCAGAUAGUUUGUGGUCUUUGAUGACCAUUCUGAUUCUGGUUAGGUCUAAUUUAGGAUUAUUCCAAUUUUCGUCUUAAACAAGUUCCAUCGAUAGCCCGAGGUGGGGCAAAACAAAGGACUCGAAUUGCAGAGAAAAUGAGCAGCGCCAUCUUCAAAGCUUCAACCAGCAAUAAUCUUCAUUCCUCUCUCAGGGCACUCUUCCAUUCAACCCCUCCCCUGCAACGUAAACGGCGCAAUUUUUGGGACACCAGAGGCAACAAUCAUAACUCCAGAAGGUUUAGACGGAUGCAAGCAAAACAUAGAGUAAUGAACAGUAUCAAUGAUUAUGCAGAAACCCUGUUUCAGAGCUGGAAGCAAGGUAUUGAUCGGGACGAGCUGCCAUCAAGCCAGGACCCCUCAUGGUUUCGUAAAAAGCAAUAUUUUGAUGGGGGCUCUGGAAGGUACAGGAAUGGCAAACAAGGAUCAAAUCAUCGGUACAGAAGAGAUCCUUUGUUUUGUGAAGAUGAUUUUGAUGUGGAAACCAUUUUCCGUUCUGCCUUUGGUGGGAAUAGAUUCUUCUAUUGGUCCUUCAUCAAUGAGGAAAAUCCUCAGUGGAGGAGGGCUGAACGCUUCUCUAAUUUUGGGAGAUCAUGGAAUUGGAGGCAUGAAAGCGAAAAUGAUUAUGAAUCUUCAUCUGAGUCUGAUAGUUCUGGUUUAGAUUUAACUCCGGAUAGAUUAGCCCUUGGAUUGAGUGCUUCUGGUCCUCUGAAACUUGAGGAUGUAAAAAAUGCGUACCGGGCCUGUGCUCUAAAAUGGCAUCCAGAUCGUCAUCAAGGCUCUUGCAAGGCUAUAGCAGAAGAGAAGUUCAAGCUUUGCAGUGCAGCUUAUCAAUCUUUAUGUGAUAAGCUGGCCUUGGAUUGAGGAUCCUUCAGGCCUAUGCUAAUCCUUUUCUGGAAUUCUCGAGCCAGAUCAAACCAGAUCGUUGACCGUGCUAUAUUAUUUAACACAGCAAUCCUGCUUUCACUGUAUUUUGUAGUUUUAAAUAAUUUUAUUAGAUGAUCAUGCAAAUAACAUGUAUACUAUUUUACGAUUACAAAUGUACCAUUUUUUUGAUAGGUCAAAUGUACCAUUUUUUACCA
Messenger RNA from Vigna angularis (adzuki bean), 1156 nucleotides. RefSeq lists its product as uncharacterized. The record is from RefSeq and is a predicted model, not a curated record. NCBI's taxonomy places the organism in Eukaryota, Viridiplantae, Streptophyta, Magnoliopsida, Fabales, Fabaceae. The transcript has 6 exons. The coding region runs from base 174 to 938 and encodes 254 amino acids.